This is a messenger RNA of Equus quagga, 3879 nucleotides long. RefSeq names its product acyl-CoA oxidase 3, pristanoyl (gene ACOX3). Gene Ontology annotation, biological process: fatty acid beta-oxidation using acyl-CoA oxidase; lipid homeostasis. Gene Ontology annotation, cellular component: peroxisome. Gene Ontology annotation, molecular function: fatty acid binding; FAD binding; pristanoyl-CoA oxidase activity. Bases 149 to 2251 code for a protein of 700 amino acids. The record is from RefSeq and is a predicted model, not a curated record. Lineage: Eukaryota; Metazoa; Chordata; Mammalia; Perissodactyla; Equidae. The transcript has 18 exons.
GCGGCCUGGACGCGGCUGCGCGCGCACUCCGCUCGCCCUUGACUUUGCGCUCAGGUAGACGCCCACUGAGCGCCUGCUGUGUGCACUGGGCGGUGCGGAGAGACAGCGAGCUGGAGGGACCGCGCUUUUCUAAGGUUGAUGCUGAGCGAUGGCAUCCUCUUCGGAAGGAAGUGGCGAUGCCCUGCUGCCAGAUUUCCCCAGGGGGCCCCUGCAGGCCUACCGCGCCCGUGCCUCCUUCAGCUGGAAGGAGCUGGCGCUGUUCCUGGAAGGCGAGGACAUGCUGCGCCUUAAGAAAACUAUCUUCUCGGCUCUGGAGGACGACCCCCUCUUCGCACGUCCCGGUGGAGGUGACCUCCCGAUGGAGAAGUACCGGGAGCUGAACUUCCUGCGCUGCAGAUGGGUCUUCGAGCACGACUUGCUCCGCGUGGAAGACAUGCUCCAGAGCCCCCUGAAAGUCCGGGCGCUGGUCAACUGCCUGGGCAUGUACGACUGGUCCCUGGCUGCCAAGUUUUUCCUGCACAUGCUGGUUUUUGGAUCAGCCAUUUACAACUCUGGUUCUGAAAGACAUUUCAAAUAUAUUCCGAAGAUCUUCAACAUGGAGAUUUUUGGAUGUUUUGCUUUAACUGAACUGAGUCACGGGACUAACACCAAGGCCAUCCGGACUACCGCUCACUACGACCCCACCACCGAGGAAUUCAUCAUACAUUCCCCCGAUUUCGAAGCUGCCAAAUUUUGGGUCGGCAACAUGGGCAAGACUGCUACGCAUGCGGUGGUGUUCGCACAGCUGCAUACGCCGGGGGGCGGCUGCCACGGCCUGCAUGCCUUCGUGGUACAGAUUCGGGACCCGAAGACCCUCCUCCCCAUGCCGGGGGUGAUGGUUGGUGACAUCGGGAAGAAGCUGGGGCAGAACGGUCUGGACAAUGGGUUCGCCAUGUUCCACCAGGUGAGAAUCCCUCGCCAGGACCUCCUGAACCGGGCUGGAGACGUCACCCCUGAGGGCACCUAUGUCACCCCCUUUAAGGACGACAGGCAGCGCUUCGGAAUGUCCCUGGCUAGCUUGUCCUCCAGCCGCGUCUCCAUCGUGGGCAUGUCCGUUGUCAAUCUGAAGCUGGCCGUGUCCAUAGCCAUUCGCUUCUCUGCCACUCGGCGUCAGUUUGGGCCGACAGACGAGGAGGAAAUACCGGUUCUCGAGUAUCAAAUGCAGCAAUGGCGCCUCCUCCCGUAUCUGGCAGCUGCCUACGCCUUAGACCACUUUUCCAAAUCGCUCUUCCUGGACCUGGCGGAGCUUCAGCAAGGCUGGCUGGGCAAGGACGCAAGUGCCAGGCAGGCAGAGCUCGGACGUGAGAUCCACGCCUUGGCGUCGGCCAGCAAGCCCCUGGCCUCGUGGACCGCCCAGCGGGGCAUUCAGGAAUGCCGAGAGGCGUGUGGAGGACACGGCUACCUGGCCAUGAACCGGCUGGGCCACCUCCGAGAUGACAAUGAUCCGAACUGCACGUACGAAGGUGACAACAACGUCCUGCUGCAGCAGACCAGCAACUACCUGCUCAGCCUGCUGACCCGCCGGGCCCAAGGUGGUGCUCACUGCAAGAGCCCUCUGAAGACUGUGGACUUUCUGGAAGCCUACCCCGACAUCCUUGGCCAGAGGUUCGAGGUGCCCAGCCUUGAGGACUGCCUGGACUCCUCAGUCCCCCUGGCAGCGUAUGAGUGGUUGGUCUGUUACCUGCUCCGAGAGAGUGACCAAAAGUUAAAUCAGGAGAAAAGAUCAGGAAGCAACGACUUUGAAGCAAGAAACAACUGUCAGGUGUAUUACUGCCGCUCCUUGGCACUGGCGUUCCUGGAGCUCACUGUGGUGCGGAGGUUCCACGAGCACACGCACCAGCCCAGCGUGCCGCCCCCGCUGCGGGCCGUGCUCCGGCGGCUCAGCGCGCUCUACGGCCUGUGGUCCCUGAGCCAGCACACCGCCCUGCUCUACCGAGGUGGCUACUUUUCUGGGGAGCAAGCGGGUAAAAUGAUCGAGACGGCCAUCUUGGACCUGUGUUCCCAGCUGAAAGAUGAUGCGGUUGCCCUGGUGGACGUGAUCGCCCCUCCUGACUUUGUCCUGGACUCACCGAUUGGCAGAGCCGACGGCGAGCUCUAUAAAAACCUCUGGGGCACCGUCCUUCAGGAAGGCAAAGUGCUGGAGAGGGCCUCGUGGUGGCCGCAAUUCUCUGCCAACAAGCCCGUCAUAGGAAGUUCGAAAUCAAAGCUGUAGUCACGAGGCUCAAUCUCAUUAAUCUAAUCAUGCUAAUCAAGACAUUGACCUCACUUUCUGGUUCCAAGAGACGCUGGACAUUGCUGCCGCUUUCUGAACACGCACCGCUGCCUCCAACCAGCCCUUGUCCUGUCGGGACUGGCCGUCCUGGGCUGGGCUCUCUCCAGUCACCCCAGGAGGCGUCGGGGCGGAAGUGCGGGGCUCGCUGGGGGCCGUGGUGACUUGCUGUGCACAGAGGGAACCUAGAUGGCUGCCGACUGUGGCAAUGAGGACUGGGCACGUCCUGUUUCACUCACCGAAUAUAAAGCUGACUGCUCCUCAUCAGGGACUUUGUUUUUAACAUCAUCCGAGAUUUUUUACAAAGCUCUUCUUCACUGAGACUUAAUGGCGCCGGUGUGAGUCUGUGGACUCUAGCCUGCCUUUACUGUGUAAUUAAAUUCGUUAUAAUCUUCCUCGUCGCACCAAAGACCAUCUGAGUGACAUAGUUUAAGAUUUUUAAGGAGGAGAAAAUCAGUUUUAUUACUUUCUUGUGUGGAACUAGAAGUUUCCAUCAAGGAGAUGUUUCCAAAUUUAAAAGUGCAUCACGACUUGAACGUCUAGACAACUUAACACCCUGACCCCCAGCGUGUGGCUUCUUGAGUUGGUAGAAUGGGGUGGUUUUGCCGUCAGUAAAUACCCAGGGCUGCACGGCCCCACGGGGUGUUUGCCUGGCAAACUCCCCACAUGUGUGUGUGUGCGCCCAGUGCGGCCCAGGUCUGUGAGCAUAUGUCCAAUCCGUGGAGACCAGACUGAGGAGCUCAAAGAGCCUCCCCGGCCACGCGGGUUUCCGAGCCCAGGACGCCAGCUGGCAGGUGGUUCUGACUCUUGGCACUGUCUCUGUUUCCCCUCCGCUGUCCCGUUGUGCUCCUUGGCCUCUCUGAUCAGUCCUGGAAGGCACAAGACUUUUGCCAUCAGCGGCCCCCGUGCCUCCCGACCUCUGUGGCCUUGGAGCCCACCAGGCAGAUGUGACCCAGGUGCCCACUAGUGCAAACUGGUCCUGGACAAACGAGGAGCUUUAUUUUUCAAAAUAACCCAGGGAAUUUCUGAGCACAUGGAAGGCGUGGGCAAGAACCUGUUUGUGGAGGCUGGAUUUCCACCUCUGGAAAUUACGUGGGUGGUUCCUUCUCAAGCCUCAGUUUUCAUGCCUGGAAAAGGGACACAUCUCCCACCCCACCUCCCACCCCUGCAGAGCUGCCAGGAGCAUCAGAGCAGGUAGGAGGGGCGAUUUGUCAUGAGCACGCACUACGUGCUGGAACUUUCUAUCCAUCAUUGGCCCCUCAGACAACUGUGUGGGGCUGGGGGGAACUGUGUCAUCAGGCCCAUUUUACAGAUGGGGAAACUGACCCCAGAGGGCUGAUUCACUGCCCUGGGCUGGAUAGCCAGGAAGUGGCAGAGCUGGACUGGGCUCUCAGGUCUGACCCAAAGCGCCAGCCUGUCCUUGGCCCCACACGUUCUCAGAGCCGGGCACAGACGGGCCUUUGCUGAUGUCAGUGUCACGGCUUUACCUAGGGCACAGUCCUUCCUCAUUUAAGGUCUGUCUGGUUGGGGGGGUUUCCUUGGGUCUUAAAUAAACCCUUCACAUUUUUUAA